This is a messenger RNA of Clupea harengus (Atlantic herring), 2488 nucleotides long. It is a transcript of the gene lhfpl6, whose product is annotated as LHFPL tetraspan subfamily member 6. The record is from RefSeq and is a predicted model, not a curated record. NCBI's taxonomy places the organism in Eukaryota, Metazoa, Chordata, Actinopteri, Clupeiformes, Clupeidae. Gene Ontology annotation, cellular component: membrane.
GCAGUGCUGAUAGCUCCACGGGAAGAAAUGAAGAAGAAACCAUGUGCCAAUGGAGCAUGGGUGUUUUCCAAAUAACCACAUCCCCAGAGCGGUGAGCUAUUUGGUAGUUAUUACAUGACAUUGUCAAAUGGGUAAAAAUGAUUGCACGUAUAGGGAUUUGAAAAUAGCACACAAACUUAAAUAUCCCGGAAACAUUAGGUAACCCUAGGUAAAAUGGUAGCCUGUUUAUUAAAAUGUGUCAGUUGAUAGCGGUGAUGAGACAUGAACUUAAAGGAGAGAGAGAGAGAGAGAGGAGAGAGAGUGAGAUUAUGCUGUGGCACUGUGAUAGCGGAGUAGAGAGUCCAACCCCUGGGUGGAGAUUUGUGUGAUUGAUGGUCCCCCUGUGCGCUCACUCGCACACUCUCGCCCCCUGCAACCUUCCCAAUUUCACCAGCACAACCAGGAAUGUGGAUGCACAGCUGGUCCCGUCGCUGAGCGGAUUGGGAAGUCUCUCAUUCGCGACAAUAGACUCAUACCGAAGCACUGAUUUCGUGAACGCCGGAGUCAACUUCUAUUCCAGCGUCCGCUACCGUGGGACUGAAGUCACUGCAUUCCCUGCACAUUCUUUCCACAGAAGGCGAUCCUCCUUCAGAGAACGUGGACCCACCGUCGGCUCAACCGAAAAGUUUCGCUUUUGACCAAUACAUCGGACCACAAUGCAAAACAUCAGAUGGAGAUUACACAAAUAACACAACAGGAGGCGAAUGAUCACGGCACGAGAGACAGCAUGGAGGAGGCAAUCACUAGCGACCUGUAACUCUGUGAAUCACAAUUAAUUUGGAGUUCAAAGAUCCCAGUUCGGAUACUUCACAGUCACAUUUGUUCCAGGAGGGGGGCAAAAAAAAAAACCUCCCAACCACAAUUCACACACAUCCUUCUGUGUAAAGUGGGCCAGAAGAUUGCCCAUCCCAGCAUGGCGUCCAGCCUGACGUGUGUGGGGCUGCUGUGGGCCUUCCUGUCGCUGCUCAGCGCCGCCGCCUCCUGCGUGGGCUUCUUCAUGCCCUACUGGCUGUUGGGCCAGCAGAUGGACAAGCCAGUGUCGUUCGGCACGUUCCGCCGCUGCUCGUACCCAGUGCGCGAUGAGGAGCGGCAGGCCACAGUGAUGGUGGAGCAGUGCGGCCGGUACGCGUCCUUCCAGGGCAUCCCUAGCCUGGAGUGGCGCAUCUGCACGGUGGUGACGGGCGUGGGCUGCGGCCUGCUGCUGCUGGUGGGGCUCACGGCGCUCAUGGGCUGCUGCAUCUCCGAGCUCAUCUCCCGCACCAUUGGACGGGUGGCCGGGGGCAUCCAAUUCGUGGGAGGACUCUUAAUCGGCUCUGGGUGUGCUCUCUAUCCGCUGGGUUGGGACAGUGAGGAGGUCCGGCAGACGUGCGACAACAAAUCCGACCAGUUUCUGCUCGGAUCCUGUCAGAUCGGCUGGGCAUACUACUGCACGGGAGCGGGGGCAGCCUCGGCCAUGCUGCUGUGUACUUGGCUGGCCUGCUUUGCUGGGAAGAAGCAGAAGCAGUACCCAUAUUAGAGCCGCCAUCCGGGGAGAGAGAGGCUGUGAAGUGACAAAACACAGCCAUGGCACGGCACUGAGGCAGAGCUAGCAAGCACGAGAGGCACAACUCAAAAGGCGUGUAUGUGUGUUUGUGUGGGUGUCUGUCUGUCUGUCUGUCUGUCUGUCUGUCUCUUUUUGUGUAUGUGUGUUUGAGAGAAUCUGUGUGUCAGACAAACGGGAGAGGUGAGAGUGAGGGAGAAAAAAAGAGUGUGAGUGUGUGUUUGUUUGUUGUAUAAAUCAGGGACACACACUAAAGGCAAGAUUCUCCACAGCCCUGCCUGUCACAAGGCUCCUUGCAUAUGACGACGCCUAGGCUGCCUCCAACGAGUACGAGAAGGAGCCGCGCGGCAACACAACAAUGUGUCGUCUGAACAGACUGCCUAUUAAAGCAGUUCAACUUUAAGGACAACCACUUCAGCAACAAAACAAAAGAAAAAAACGAAAAAAUGUAAAAGGACCAAUUUUUUCUUUUCUGUAUCACUGUCAAGUAACUCUUUUGAACUAGUGUUUUUUUUUCGUUUGACUUUCAUCUUGCUGGUUGGUGAAGUUCUAGUGGUAGUGUGCCCUGUGACAAAGAGAAAAGAAAAAUGACUUUGUUGUUGUUGUGGAGUGCCCCCCCCCCUUUAUAUACCCUACACAUAUAUUUUAUUUUUAGCAUAUAUCUGCCUUACGUGCAUCAUUAAAAUGCAAUAAUCUCCAUAGUAUACAACCCAGAUGUAGGUCCAUAACACCUAAUCAUAAUGUUUAUCGGUUGAUGUAUGCUAUAGGUAUGUAUAUGUUGUGUUUGACAAUGUAUGUAUCAUAUGAGCAUACACAUUUUUGUACAAAGUAAAUGAAAAAAUAUGAAGCCAUCUAUUGUUUUGUUUUUUUUUGUUGUGUUUGUAAAUAAACACUGUUUAUUAUGGUUGA